Molecule: messenger RNA, 645 nt
Organism: Rotaria sordida
Lineage: Eukaryota; Metazoa; Rotifera; Eurotatoria; Philodinida; Philodinidae
Source: the annotation of a GenBank genome assembly
AUGGGCACUGUAGGUUCAUCAAUUUUAUCUGCUUCAGGAUCGACAAUAAAUGAUAUAAAUAAUAUUCAUAAUCAAAAUUUAUCAACAUCAAAUUAUGAAUAUAGAAAUGAAACAAUGCCAGUUAUAGUUGAUGUUAUGAGUAUUGAUUCAUCAAAAUUUAAAAACUCUUGUAGAGUGUCACGUACUUCACCGGUAAUUUAUGGUCCUAUAUGUAUAAAAAAACGUCGUAGUGCUGCUCCAACAUUAGCUACUGGACGUCGUUCAAAAGAUGCAAUAAUGGAAGGUGAAGAAGCUAGAAAACGUGAAAUACGACGUAUGAAAAAUCGUAUAUCAGCAAGAAAUUUAAAAAGAUUAAGAGAUAAUAUUGAAAAUAAUUUAAAAAGUCAAGUUAAAGAAUUAGAAACUAGACAAAAUGAUUUAUUAAUACAAAUUGAAAAUCUUCAUAAAUAUAAACAAGAUCUUGAAGAAAAAUAUCAACAAUCAAAUUCAUUAUAUGAAUUUAUUGCUCGAACAGCAUCAACAACACUCUUAGAAGUUGAAGAAAAUCAACAACAAAAACUAUCACCAAUUCAUUAUUAUAGUAUGGAAUCAAAAGAAGAACAAAAUCCUCCAUCACCACAAUGGCAAUUAUUAUUUAGUAUAUGA